Messenger RNA from Chrysemys picta bellii (western painted turtle), 243 nucleotides. The record is from RefSeq and is a predicted model, not a curated record. Lineage: Eukaryota; Metazoa; Chordata; Testudines; Emydidae.
GGCAAGGUGGAGGCCGAGCUGCACCUGCUGACAGUGGAGGAGGCGGAGAAAUCCCCCGCGGGGCUGGCCCGCAACGAGCCCGACCCGCUGGAGAAACCCAACCGCCCCGACACUAGCUUCAUCUGGUUCCUGAACCCCCUGAAGUCCAUCCGUUACUUCAUCUGGCACACGUACCGCUGGUUCCUCCUGAAACUCCUCCUCCUCCUCCUUGUGCUCCUCCUGGUCGGCCUCUUCCUCUAUUCC